AUGAGCGGUGAUGCAAAUACCGACGAUCUUCUGUAUAUGUAUGACUUGAACCGUGCCCUUCAUCAGCCUUGGUAUGCCAUUUCGGCCCUCUCAUACGCCAUUCUGAUCUUGUUGACCUUCUUGGGAAAUGCUUUGGUGAUCUGGACCGUGGUCAGGAGGAAAUACAUGUGGACCGCAAGGAACAUCUUCAUCCUAAAUCUGGCUGUUUCUGAUAUAUUUCUGUGUUUCACCAUGACAAUCACAGCCGUGGAUGUCUUGACCAAAUAUUGGCCUUUCGGGUCCAAUACUCUCUUCCUUUGUCGUGCUGUGAAAGCUUUUCCGUGCUCUGCGGUUUAUCUCUCGUCGAUUACGAUUGUCAUCAUUGCCUUGGAUCGAUAUCGAUUUAUUGUUCACUCUAGUGCCGCUCAAUUAAGUUUGAACCAGUCUCUCAUCAUGCUGCCUUUCAUUGCACUUAUUUCAAUGUUGAUGGGGCUCCCAGUCUUUGUCCACACACAUCUGCAUAUCCCUGAGAUGGCCUUGGAAAACAAUGGCGACAACUUCUGGUCUCAUUUGGUAUUUUGCAUCGAAGAUUGGACUUACGGAGGCUCGGCGAACACGACGGUGAUCCAAAAAGAGAACAAGCGCCACUUUUAUUCCAUCUUCUCUCUGUUCUUUCAAUAUAUCUUACCUUUCACUAUCAUCUCAGUGGUCUAUUCCCUCCUGUAUUGCUACCUGAAGAAGCACAGAAUGGUUCGCGAUGACAAACAAUUGGCAAGGGAACGAGCUCGAAGAACCAAUAUCAUGUUGGCCGCCAUCUCCGUUUUGUAUUGUCUGUGCUGGCUUCCGCUUAACUUCUUCAACCUACUCUCCGAUCUCUAUGAGGGUAUCUUUGAGGGUCAUACGGAAUUGAUGUUGAGUGUCUUCAUUGGUUGCCAUUUGAUCGGCAUGUCGAGUGCAUGCAUCAAUCCGUUCCUCUAUGGUUAUCUGAACGAAUCCUUUCGCAAAGAAUUCACGGAUAUUUUUCAUGCCCUCACUUGCAACAAAGAGGCUCAGUUAGAUAAUGAGCGGAAUCGACGAAUGUCCAUGGUCAACGCUUGACCAAAACGAGGUCAACCCGAUUAUGGUUCCUUGGAUGAGUGAAACGUUGGGACAGGAUAACGAUGUGUGUUCCACGAACCCUUACUACAAGGGAAUAUCCCCAUUACGGGGACAAAAGUGACCGAUCCACGUGCAAGAAGUGUUUAACUUUGUUAAUGUUCUAAGCCAUUUUCAUUCGCGAAGAAAAACUGUUGGGAUCUAUAGGCUCCUAAUGUGGGAACAUACAAUUGCUUUUUCUCUGCAUAAUCAAUAUUGCAUAUAUGUUCCCCUUCACGGUCAAAAAUUGUCAUGAAAGGACGCGAUUUGUCAGAACUUGAACCAUAUAAUAAUCUGCGCUUGAGACUUUGUUAAGUAUUUCUAAUUUAUUCAUAUAUAUGUAUGUCAUCGUCCAUCAGUAUCAAAGUAUUUAAUUUGAAUAAAAACGGGUUUACUAA
This is a messenger RNA of Tigriopus californicus, 1511 nucleotides long. Its product is annotated as neuropeptide F receptor-like. Gene Ontology annotation, biological process: G protein-coupled receptor signaling pathway. The transcript has 5 exons. The record is from RefSeq and is a predicted model, not a curated record. Lineage: Eukaryota; Metazoa; Arthropoda; Copepoda; Harpacticoida; Harpacticidae. Gene Ontology annotation, cellular component: membrane. Gene Ontology annotation, molecular function: neuropeptide Y receptor activity. The coding region runs from base 1 to 1077 and encodes 358 amino acids.